CUCUGCAACUCGUCGCCUGCCCAUCCAUCACCAUGUUGAACCGCCUCUUCCGGCCGCAGUCCGGCCUGCGUGCAGCCUCCGCCCUUGCCCAGAAGCCCGUCUCCGCGCUCCCACGCUUCCAGGUCCGCAGCCUGCACCGCGUGCCCCAAUUAACCAACGACCAAUACUUCAAGACCAAUGGCGUUCCGGAGCUGCUAUCACCAGAGGCGUUUGACUUUUCCUGGACGCAAUACCAGGGUCUGCUCAUUGACAAGCUGAACCUGAUGACGCAGGACACCGUCGACGCCGACGCGAAGCCCGGAGAACUGCUGGUCAAGUACUCCCGGCGACCAGAGAUGGCCUCCGUGUUCAACUACGCCUCGAUGGCCCACAACAACCACUUCUUCUUCAACUGCCUGUCCCCCACCGCCACCGAGAUCCCCGAAACCUUCGCCAAAGACAUCGUCGAUACCUGCUCCUCGAUCGAAUCCCUCAAGCUCGAUUUCCUGGCCACCGCCAACGCCAUGUUCGGCCCGGGCUUCGUCUGGCUCGCCAAGAACCUCGAGCGCGAGGGUCUGAUGCACAUUUUCUGCACGUAUAAUGCUGGCUCGCCGUACCCGGCUGCGCACGCGCGUCGCCAACCCGUCGACAUGGCGACGCACUCGCCCGACGCGCCCCUGGGUAACCAGUUCGCUGGCGCGAUGGGCGCGCACGCCGCUAACCAGAAGAACUUGGCGCCGGGAGCUCUGGAGGUGCACCCGAUUCUGUGUGUCAACACGUGGGAGCAUGUGUGGAUGAUGGACUACGGUAUUGGUGGCAAGGCCGAGUACCUGGAGCGCUGGUGGGACCGGAUUAACUGGGAGGUGGUGUUUGACAACUACAAUGCGGUCAGCUCGGUGAAGGGUGGGCGGAACGCGGCCAACUUUGGGCGGAACCUGAGCAUGCUGUAGCUGUAGUUUCUUUGUUUGUUCAUUUGUGAUAAACUGUAUUAUAUACAAUGUUCUAUGCCAAUACGUCUUCUCC
Aspergillus ibericus CBS 121593 is the source of this 1002-nucleotide messenger RNA. It is a transcript of the gene sod4, whose product is annotated as mitochondrial 37S ribosomal protein mS42. The transcript has 4 exons. Gene Ontology annotation, molecular function: metal ion binding; superoxide dismutase activity. Gene Ontology annotation, biological process: superoxide metabolic process. Bases 33 to 929 code for a protein of 298 amino acids. Lineage: Eukaryota; Fungi; Ascomycota; Eurotiomycetes; Eurotiales; Aspergillaceae. The record is from RefSeq and is a predicted model, not a curated record.